This is a messenger RNA of Gadus morhua (Atlantic cod), 2359 nucleotides long. RefSeq names its product sodium-dependent neutral amino acid transporter B(0)AT1. Bases 71 to 1921 code for a protein of 616 amino acids. NCBI's taxonomy places the organism in Eukaryota, Metazoa, Chordata, Actinopteri, Gadiformes, Gadidae. Gene Ontology annotation, cellular component: plasma membrane. Gene Ontology annotation, biological process: amino acid transport; sodium ion transmembrane transport; nitrogen compound transport. The record is from RefSeq and is a predicted model, not a curated record. The transcript has 13 exons.
UGUGUGGAAGUAGGCAUUUCAAGUCCCAAGCCCCCACUGCAUCUCUGUCUGUCUAGCAGGCAGGUUGAAAAUGGCUAAACCCCAGGAGAGACCAGAGUGGGCAAACAAGGCCCAGUAUCUGCUGACCUGUAUUGGAUUUGCAGUAGGAGUGGGAAACGUGUGGCGCUUUCCGUACCUUUGUCAAAUCCAUGGAGGAGGUGCUUUCCUCAUCCCCUACCUGAUAGCCUUGGUAUUCGAGGGCCUUCCCCUGCUCUACCUGGAGCUGGCCAUCGGACAGAGGCUGCGCAUGGGCAGCAUCGGAGUCUGGAACUCCAUCUCCCCUUUCCUGGGUGGAGUCGGUAUUUCCUCUAUGCUGGUUUCUUUCCUGGUGUCUCUGUUCUACAACACCAUCGUGGCCUGGGUACUCUGGUACUUCUUCAACUCCUUCCAGGAUCCCCUGCCCUGGAGCCAAUGUCCCCUCAACCAGAACCUCACAGCCUACAACCAGGAGUGUGUGGACAGCACGCCGUCAAACUACUUCUGGUACCGCCAGACCCUGAACAUCACCCCGAACGUGGAGACCAGCGGCUCUCUGCAGUGGUGGAUGGUCAUCUGCCUGGCCACUGCUUGGUUUGUGGUCUACGUCUGCUUCAUCAGGGGCAUCGAGACCAUAGGGAAGGCCGUGUACGUAACGGUCACCCUGCCGUACGUGGUUCUGACCAUAUUCCUGGUGCGUGCCCUCACUCUGCCAGGGGCAGUCGACGGCCUGAAGUACCUCUUCACCCCAAAGUGGGAGAUCUUGAUGAAUCCCCAGGUGUGGCUGGAUGCCGCCACCCAGAUCUUCUUCUCACUCUCCGUGGCCUUUGGAGGUCUGAUCGUCUUCUCCAGCUACAACCCUUCAGAUAACGACUGUGAGAAGGACGCUGUAGUGGUUGGUCUGGUGAACAGCGCCACCUCCCUCUACGCCUCCGUCUCCGUGUUCUCCAUCCUGGGAUUCAAAGCCAAGAACAACUAUGUCAGCUGUCUACAAAGCAACAUCUUGGCUCUGACCGACCGCUUUGAGAUUGGAGACCAGAACAUGACCCUGGACAACUACGAACAGAUGCUUGGAUAUCUGAACAGCACACGGCCGGAGGAGGUGGCCCAGCUGAACCUGAGGCCCUGUGACCUCCAAACAUUCCUUGACCAGAGUGCGUCUGGUACCGGCCUGGCGUUCAUUGUCUUCACCGAGGCGGUGAUAGAGAUGCCGGGGUCCCAGGUCUGGGCCGUGCUGUUCUUCGUCAUGCUCUUUAGCCUGGGCCUCUCCACCAUGUUUGGAAACUUGGAAGGAGUUCUAAACCCCCUGAUGGAGCUAAACUUGGUCCCAAAGUGGAUGCCCAGGUGGCUUUUCACUGGCAUAGUUUGUUUGGUGGCGUUCCUGAUGUCUCUGAUCUUCACCCUGGGCUCCGGGAACUACUGGUUGGAGAUCUUCAACGGCUAUGUGGGCUCCGUUCCAUUUCUCAUCAUUUCCUUUUUCGAGAUCGUCGGCGUGGUGUACGUGUACGGACUUAAGCGCUUCAGUGAAGACAUCCACACCAUGACAGGCAGAAGGCCCAACAUCUUCUGGAGGGCCUGUUGGCUCGUCAUCAGCCCGCUGUACCUCCUGAUUGUGUUUGUGGCGUACGUUUCCGUGCAGGCAGAUAAACACCCCAACUAUCCCGCAUGGGACCCCAGCCACGUGGAUUUCCCCCGGACGAACGUGACGCCGUACCCGGACUGGGUGUUCGCCAUCAUCGUUCUCCUCUCUGGGUUGCCCGUGGCCCCCAUCCCACUGGUGGCGCUGUACACGCUGAUCUGCUGCGGGUUGAAAGGUCGAAGGAGUCUACCCUCAGAGCCUCAGCCCAGCCCCUGCGUCGCUGAUAACGACUGUGAGAGGGACGCUGUGGUGGUUGGUGCGGGUUGAGUCGGGGGAAGAUACCCUCGGAGCCUUGGCCCCGCCCGCGCGCAUCCGAGGACAGGGAUGAGGAUGGUGAAGAGGCUGUCCCUGAAAAGACAUUUGUGUGAAACUUCUGGAGCAUCCGUUGUGUGCGAUGUUACAUGCACAACUGCUCUUUACAAAUGGUAUUUCCGGAGUAGUAACCACUUUCCUAAGCCUCAUGUAAUGGCUAAUACAACGCUAAUGACAAACUUGAAUCCAAUGUUUUUACUAAUUAACUUUAUUAUUUGGCCUUGAAAGCUGUUUUUUAUCCCUAAACAUUUCCCGGAUGAAACUAGUGAAAUGUGAAGAAUGUCUGAUGUCAGCUACAGUGAAAUUGGUUUAUGUUUGACAAUCAUAUGCAGGUUUUUGUUUUUAUGUGACAGAAUAAAAAAAAACAUUGUAGAUUAUUGAUGGUUAAUUAUA